Pipistrellus nathusii (Nathusius's pipistrelle) is the source of this 708-nucleotide messenger RNA. NCBI's taxonomy places the organism in Eukaryota, Metazoa, Chordata, Mammalia, Chiroptera, Vespertilionidae. The record is from the annotation of a GenBank genome assembly.
AUGGAGGCGGCCAUCCUGCUGCCCCUGGUGCUGGGCCUCCUGCUGCUGCCCCUCUUGGCGGUGCUGCUGCUGGCACUCUGCGUGCGCUGCCGAGAGCUGCCCGACACCUAUGACAGUGCUGUGCCCGACAGCCUGCCGAGUAGCAUCGUGAUCAAGAGGCCUCCCACACUAGCCCCCUGGCCACAGGCUGCCGUGACCUCCUGUCCACCCCUGAGCCAGCCAGACCUGCUCCCGAUCCCGCGAUCCCCGCGGCCCCCAGGGGGCUCCCACCGCAUGCCGUCCGCCCGGCAGGACUCCGACGGCACCAACAGCGUGGCCAGCUAUGAGAACGAGGAGCCGGCCUGUGAGGACGACGAUGAUGAUGAGGAGGAGGACUACCACAACGAGGGCUACCUAGAGGUGCUCCCUGACACCGUCCCCGCCACGGCCACGGCCACGUGCACCGCCGUCCCGGCAGCCGCCGCGCCCAGCAACCCCGGCCUGCGGGACAGCGCCUUCUCCAUGGAGUCCGGGGAGGACUACGUGAACGUUCCCGAGAGCGAGGAGAGUGCCGAUUUGUCUCUGGAUGGGAGCCGGGAGUAUGUGAACGUGUCCGAGGACCUGCCGCCCACCGAGAGGACUGAGCCCGCCACCUUGAGUUCCCAGGAGGCAGAGGAAGAGGAGGAAGAGAGUGCCCCAGAUUAUGAAAAUCUGCAGGAGCUUCAGUGA